Diospyros lotus (date-plum) is the source of this 1864-nucleotide messenger RNA. RefSeq names its product zinc finger protein CONSTANS-LIKE 14-like. The transcript has 4 exons. The record is from RefSeq and is a predicted model, not a curated record. The coding region runs from base 279 to 1697 and encodes 472 amino acids. Gene Ontology annotation, molecular function: zinc ion binding; protein binding. NCBI's taxonomy places the organism in Eukaryota, Viridiplantae, Streptophyta, Magnoliopsida, Ericales, Ebenaceae.
AUGCCUCUCUCUCUCUCUCUCUCUCUCUCUCUGGCGCUGCCAUUUUCCCAAAAUUAAACCACUUUAAUUUAAUUCUCCGCACACUUCCGUCUCUUCUUCUUCACUAUAACUAGGGGUGAGUCAGCUGAGCACUAUCGACCUCUCAAGAGAGAGAGAGAGAGAGAGAAAGAGAGAGAGAAUAUAAUCGGCUUUUGUUGUUGUUUGAAUCGAGAACUCUGAGAAGAGUUGUGGUUCUGGAUUUUGAAAUCAAAUUGGAGUUGGAGAGAGAGAGAGAGAGAAUGGUGACUUGCGAUUCCUGCGACGAGCGGAUCGCGGUUCUGUAUUGCCGAGCGGACUCGGCCAGGCUCUGCCUGCUCUGCGACCGCGAUGUCCACUCCGCCAACGCUCUCUCCCGUAAGCACCUCCGCUCCCAGAUCUGCCACAACUGCGCCUCCGAGCCGGUGUCCGUCCGCUGCGACACCGACAACCUCCUCCUCUGCCACCGCUGCGACGCCGACGCUCACGCUGCCUCCUCCGUCUCGGCCUCCCACCACCGCCUCCCUCUCGACGCCUUCUCCGGUUGCCCCUCCCCGCACAAUCUCGCCGCCGCUUGGGGCUUCGAUUUGAAACUCCGUGAUAAUACCAAGCCUCAGAUUCAGUUACCUCUUCAAUCCAUCCCGACUUUGAGCUUCCAGGACGCGAACGCGAACGCGAACGCGAACUUUCCUUUCGAUUUGUGGAUGGAUUUUACGGUGCCUAGUCAGAACGCCGAGGUUGCGAAGAGACAGACUCCGAGCUAUGGGAAGCAAAAGCAAGUGAUAUUCAAGCAGCUGAUGGAGCUGUUCAGGAAGGAGUCAAUCGGCGUGGACGGAAAUGGCGAAGAGAAUUUGGUUCCGAGUACGCCGAUUCAGAGUGCUUGGCAGGGAAAUGUGGAACCGGCGAGGUGUGAUGGGGUUUCGGAUGCUGUGAAUCAAUUAUUGCAACAAUUACAGCAGCAGCAGCAACAACAAGAAGAACAGCAAGAAGAAGCUCCUUUCACUUCUCUGCUUAUGAUGCAGCCAAAUUCUGAUCUGAAGGAUAACCAUCGAAUUACCGAAAGGAACAGUUUUUGGGGUAUUGAUUCCAACCGCCAGGGCGCUCAGAUUUGGGAUUUCAACUUAGGGCAGUUGAAGCGUCUUGAAGAUUCCAAUCUAUUGGAAGUGGAUUAUGCUGCAAAUGAUUUAGGAGGAUUUAUGAUGAAAAGUUAUGGUGAACUACAGAAAGAAGCAUCCUUGGAAACUGUUAAGGGUUUGGGAGAAAUCUAUGGGGUGAAUUUCUCUAUGACUCGUGAGGAUGCUGCAGCAUUCAAUAAUAACCCAAAUAAUGCCACAGCAAGUCAGGGCCCUGCAACAUCAGAGAGCAACAAUCUACCUAUAGCAAGACCAUCAUCAGGUUCAGCUUUUGAUAGAUCAAAAUGCUAUAGUGUGUCGCAAGAUAUCGAAUUUACACAACACACUGUUCUGGUGGGAGGUGAGACCAGAAGAACAGCCUCAGUAGCGAAGGCUGAUACGGAGGUGCUUGCAAGAAACAGAGGUAAUGCCAUGAUGCGCUACAAAGAAAAGAAGAAGACCCGGAGAUAUGAUAAGCACAUUCGAUAUGAGUCAAGGAAAGCAAGAGCAGACACCAGGAAGCGAGUAAAGGGUCGAUUUGUGAAGGCUACUGAAGCUCCAGAUAGUUGAAUCCCUCAUAAAUGCCUUAUAAAUGACUUUUUCAAUUAGGAAAUUUGUUCCUCCUUACCUAUCUUCCUGUAUAUAUUCCUAUCUUCUCUCACCUAAAAUGUAAAAUUGAAUAGCCUUCUGUUUGUAGUGAUUAGCAAUAACUUCAAUGGUAUACCUUCUCUCCGCAA